AUGGCCGGCUCCCAGCUCAAACGCCUCAAGGCGUCCCUCAAAGAGCAAGGAAUCGUCGGCCCUCAGCAGUCGAAGAAGCAAAGGCAACGCAAUGCUCAGGAUGAGCGCACUCGCAACACCAAGCGACUCCAGAGGGGAGUGGUGUUGGAGGGCAUUCGAGAGCAGUUCAAUCCUUUUGAUCUGAAGCAUGCUAAGGGCCCCAAGUUCGAAGUUACAAGUAAUCGACCUACACAGACUGCUGGCAGCAUCAAGGGUCGUCCUGGUCAGGCUAAAGCAGCCAGCGAGGAGAGGCGCCGACAAACCCUCCUAGUUGAGAUGCAGCGCCGCAACAAAGUCGGUGGUAUCCUCGAUCGUCGAUUUGGUGAGAAUGAUCCCACCAUGGCCCCCGAAGACAAGAUGCUCGAACGAUUCGCACGAGAGAAGCAACGAAGUCACAAGAAGAACUCCAUGUUCGACCUGGAAGACGACGAGCCUUCAAUGAGCUUGACCCAUAUGGGCAAGUCCCUUUCUUUCGACAAAAAGGACGAUUUCGACGAGGAUGAUCUGGAGGAGGACUACGAUAGCGACGGUUCGGAGCGUGAGCAACAGAGAUUGAAGCGCGUUCGUGCUUUGGUGGCGCAGGGUGACGGCGAGGAUAGCGAAAACGAUGAGCCGCAGCGAAAGAAGACGAAGAAGGAGGUCAUGGAAGAGGUUAUCGCCAAGUCCAAGCACUACAAGUAUGAGCGACAAGCUGCGAAGGAGGAAGACGAAGAACUCCGGGAACAGCUCGACAAGGAGUUUCAAAACAUCCAAUACAUCCUGCACCACAGCCAACCUGCUGGCAAACCUCAGACCGCUGGUACUGCAGUAUCAACUAUCGCUGGUGUUGACCGAGACGCUUUCGAGAAGAACUUCGAUCUUCAAGUAAAGAAGUUGGCCCAGGAUAAGCGGGCUCAGCCUGCGGACCGUACCAAGACUGAGGAUGAAAAGGCCGCGGAGGAGUCUACAAGGCUCAAGGAGCUCGAGGACAAACGCCAGAAGCGCAUGAGGGGAGAAUCAGUCAGCGACAGCGAGGAUGACGAGGUCGAUAACAAGGGCAAGAAGACCGAGCAAGAUGAGAUGGAACUGGACGAAGAGGAUGAGUAUGGCCUUGGUGACGGUAUUCGAGCUCGUCCUACUGCUACAGAACUCGGGUUCGAAGACGAAGACGAUUUCGUUAUCGAUGAUGACCUUGUGGCUAGCGGAUCGGACUUGGAGCUACUUGACAGUGACGAGGAAUCAGAUAUCGAGGGUGGAUCUGAUGACGAAGCUUCCGAAGAGGAGGACGACUUUACCAAAGGUCUCCUCAAUGAGGAGGAGAGCCGAAAUCCUGUCUUCGACGCCGACUCAGCAACGAAAGCUUCAGCAAUCCAGAAGGGUGACGAGAAGGGCCUUCCUUAUACCUUUGAGUGCCCUCAAAGUUGCGAGGAACUACAGGCCACAUUGGCGCCAUACCCGGCAAAGUCCUUCCCUACUAUUGUCCAACGAAUCCGUGCCCUCUACCACCCCAAGCUCAGCAGCAAGAACAAGGAGAAGCUUGGCAACUUUUCUGCUGCUCUGGUGGACUACAUCUGUUUACCAUGGGACCCUGCAACCUCUGCUCCCUUCACUGUGUUGGAAAACAUUGUCCGACACAUCCACUCUCUUGCAAAGAUGUUUCCUAUUGAGAUCAGCAAGCAGUUCCGUCAGAACCUUGAGGAGAUGACCGCAUCUCGCUCUUUGGCGUUAGGGACUGGAGACCUGGUUCUCCUUACUGCCAUUGGUACCAUCUUCCCUACCUCCGAUCACUUCCACCAAGUUGUUACCCCCGCUGUCUUGACAAUUACCCGAUACCUUGGCCAAAGAGUACCGCAAAAUCUUGCCCAUUACGCUAUUGGCACAUAUCUUACAAUCCUUGCCAUCAGCUACCAGAAGCUUGCUAAGCGCUACGUUCCCGAGAUCAUCAACUUUUCUCUCAACACCCUCUCUGCCUUGGCGCCAGUUGCUUCUUCCAAGAAGCUCGGAAACUAUCCUGAUCAUUAUGUUGCCGCUGGUAUUCGUACAGAAGCCGCAGGCAAGACAAAGUUGCGGAAACUAAACUUCUCCGACUGCAUUGACGAACAGCCUGAGAAGGGUGACGCAGCAUCUCGAAAGGUUGCUAUUCUCGACACUGCAGCUCAAGUGUUGGAAGCUACAGCGGAUAUGUGGACUGGCAAGAGUGCAUUCCUCGAGACAUUCGGCCAAGCUGCGAGAGUGCUCAAGCACCUCGGUAGCAAGGCUUGUCGAUCUCGAUUGCCUCCCGCCUUUAACGAGAGGAUCGAGAAGCUGCAGACCAAGUUCGACCGCAUGCUCAAUAUUGCACAACUAUCGCGCCGCAACGUGCAACUCCACCAUCACCUCCCCCUAGCGAUCAAGACGUACGUGCCCAAGUUCGAGGAUACCUUCGACCCGACCAAGCACUACGACCCCGACCGCGAGCGCGCAGAGCUGGCCAAGCUCAAGAAGGAGCACAAGCAGGAGCGCAAGGGUGCCAUGCGGGAGCUCCGCAAGGAUGCCAACUUCAUGGCGCGGGAGAAGCUGCGGGUCAAGAAGGCCAAGGACGAGGCGUACGAGAAGAAGUACAAGCGUCUUGUUGCGGAGAUCCAGAGCGAGGAGGGUCGCGAAUCGAAUAUUUACGAGAGGGAGAAGUCUGCGAGAAAGAGAGCCAACAACAACAGGUAA
Fusarium sp. VM40 is the source of this 2718-nucleotide messenger RNA. The record is from the annotation of a GenBank genome assembly. NCBI's taxonomy places the organism in Eukaryota, Fungi, Ascomycota, Sordariomycetes, Hypocreales, Nectriaceae.